Messenger RNA from Funneliformis geosporum, 1035 nucleotides. Lineage: Eukaryota; Fungi; Glomeromycota; Glomeromycetes; Glomerales; Glomeraceae. The record is from the annotation of a GenBank genome assembly.
AUGGAAACAAAGACUCAUUAUACUUUCAUAUGUAAUGAUUUUGGAUUUUGUGGCCCUGCUGAUAAACCAUUAGGAAGUAUAUAUGGAAAUCUUCCUUAUAUAGCACCCGAAGUUAUUAAUGGAAAAGGUUAUACUUUUGCAUCAGAUAUUUAUAGUUUCGGCAUGCUUAUGUGGGAGAUUUCAUCUGGACAACCACCAUUUGCUGGUUUGGAACAUAAUUAUGAUCUUGUAAUGAAAAUAAUGAACGGAAUGCGACCAAUAAUAGUACCAGGAACUCCAUUGGAAUAUGCAAAUUUAAUACGACGAAAGCUACUUGAAGGAAAAGAAUAUGGUAAUGUUUGUGUUUGUAAGUUAAAAUCGGAAAAGGACUUACCAUUGUUUUUAAACAAUCCGGUAAAGAACGGUGAAAAAGUCUAUUCCAAAUAUGUUAAAGAACGAAUCUUAAUCAAGUACCAAGGUGGAUUCGCUUCUCGUGAUGAAACUUUGCUUCAAAAUGUUAUCCAUGAUGGAAAUCGCUUCUGGAAUGUUUCUCAUGAUGGAAAUUGUUUACGGAAGAUGAGAUUCUCCUCCUUCAUGACAUAUGGCGCUGACGCAAUUUUACGACUUCAUCAUGAAAAUUCUAUUCAUAGAGAUUUGCAUUCAGGUAAUAUAUUAUAUACUAAAAAUAUAGAUUUUUGGGUUAUUAGUGAUUUUAGAUUUUGUGGCCCUGCAGAUAAACUAUUAGGAAGUAUAUAUGGAAAUCUUCCUUAUAUAGCACCUGAAGUUAUAUUUGGAAAAGGAUAUACAUUUGCAUCAGAUAUUUAUAGUAUCGGUAUGCUUAUGUGGGAGAUUUCAUCUGGACAACUGCCAUUUGCUGGUUAUGAACAUAAUUAUGAUCUUGUAAUGAAAAUUAUGAAUGGAAUGAGACCAAAAAUAAUACCAGGAACUCCAUUGGUAUAUGCAAAUUUAAUGGUACAAUGUUGGGAUGCUGAUCCAUUUAAAAGACCAAAAAUUAAUAUUCUUAGAAAGAAAAUCUUACAAAUGAGAAAUUUAUAG